Molecule: messenger RNA, 13179 nt
Organism: Hylaeus volcanicus
Lineage: Eukaryota; Metazoa; Arthropoda; Insecta; Hymenoptera; Colletidae
Product: histone lysine acetyltransferase CREBBP
Exons: 20
Coding region: 3663-11831 (2722 amino acids)
Biological process (GO): positive regulation of transcription by RNA polymerase II
Cellular component (GO): histone acetyltransferase complex; transcription regulator complex
Molecular function (GO): zinc ion binding; protein binding; transcription coactivator activity
Source: RefSeq, a predicted model, not a curated record
AAUGAACGAUUAGUAUCUCUCUUCAGUACUACUUUGAAGGCCAAUAAAGAGUUUAAUCAUUCUUAGCCAUACCAAUGCAUAAUUGGGAAACAAUCAAGCAGAAUAUGCGUCUAAUAAAUUGAAUAUAUGUAUUUAGAAUGGAAUCGUAUCAUAUCGGCAGGCGAGAUUACGAAAACUGCGUUCGUUAUCAUUGUAGACAACGACCGUGAUAACAGUGACUCAAAGACUGCGUGAAAAUAGUUUGUUCGGUUUUGUAAUAAUCAAAAUACUGAACGAAUACGCGGUAAUUGGUAUUUCAAACUUUGAACAAGUUUUUAAGCAGAUUAAUGUAUUGGCAUGUGUUAGAGAUCGGUCAAUGCACCCUUCGCGGAUAUUUUUAUUUCUACUCGGUCAUAGAAGUAUACACGAUCGGUGCGCAGUUUCGUUAGAUACGAUAAUCUUGUAGUUACCGACUAUUUUCACCCGAUAUGUAACAAUAACGAAAAGAUAUUACGAAUUAACUGGUAACCAAACAGAAAUUAAGCCAAAUGAAUCGUAAACAAAAAAGUCGAUAGCACUGCGACGUUAUAACACUUUUAAAUAUUUUGUUCAAUCAGUAGUUACGUAACACACGGAUAAAGAGUAUUAGCAGAUUUUCGUGAUUUCUUUCGCUCUAUUGUAAUUCAAUUGUUCUCUGUUUAAGUUCGUAUUACUUGCAACGAUUAUUGAACGCGAUCGACAAGGAUGAUCAAGCAAUACCUUGAAAGAAUAGUAACGGAUUGACAAAAUAUUUUGAUAGUCGGAAGAUUAAAGAUGCAUCUGGUAGUAUCGAGGCAAAUCUCAAUCGAAAGAUUCGGGUAUGCAAGUGCCUGAAAGUCGAACAAAUCCCUACAAAGAAUCAUUCAUCAUACGUUUACGUUUCGGUAACUAGAUUCUCGAACAAAUCGAGAUCAACAUUGUUGAAGAAAAACAACGCGGGACUAGCUGGGACUAGCGACUAGCAACUAGCAACACUCCACAAAGAGCCGCUGUCACUGAGAUGGCUAGGUUGGCUGCUGCCACGCCGUUAUCCAGUUCCCGUCCCAUUUCCAAUGCUCCCUCUCCUUUAGCGUUCACCUCUUUCUUUACACAACUCUCUGUAUCUGACACUAUCGUGCGCGCGCGCACGCAUAAACGCAUGACCGAGAGAAAGAAAAGUGUAGUAAAGAACGAGAAGGAAAGCAAGAGGAAAAGGGAGAUGGAAGCAAGUUCACGCACAAUAUAUGCGUGCGACAAGUCGCGUGCCGUUCGCACCUAUCCACACGAGUCGGAUUCUCUUUCUCGAAGAGAGGACAUUCUGCGCACGCAUUCUCCCCACCUUGCGUGCAUUCUUCCUUUUAACCUGUCGAUCGAGAAGUCCCUGGCCAUCUUGUAACAACAUCCCCCUUUGACACUCUUAACUUUGUAAAUAUAUCAGCGAACAAGAUUCUUCAUGUUUGUUGUUGCGCACGAAACAGUGGGUACUGAUCUUGGUUGAAAAAUAGAUUAAUUACGUACGUAGUGAACAGGUUGUGAUCGUAACAGGUUAAUAUAAUAAAUCUUUUAUUGCAAUUAAAAAGAGAAAGUGCUCAUUCGUACGAUGAAUAGACAUACACGAUUUAUAAACUUCUGUCAGAGAAUGGGUACGGAAACGUAAUAGAAGAGUAGAGUGACUUUAGUCGGCCUAUGGCCGUCAAACGUAGGCCAUUUUGGUAACAUUACUUCAAUUAACUAAGGUCAUUAACGUCUCUAAUAGACAAUGUUCGGUAUACAGUAAAAUAUUUUUAUAAAUUAUUAUUGAUUCCAGAGUAGAUCGAGUUCAGUAAGAAAAAUUACUAAUUUCCUCGUUCAAACGCAAAUUAAUUCGUUGAAUGUGAUUUUCAUUAAAAAUUGUAGAAAUGUGAUUAAUGUUAAUAAUAGUAACGGAACUAUCAAAAAUAUCUUAUAUAAUUUUUGUAAUUUAAAUACUAAUUCAGUAUCAUUACAUAAUAAUGGCGGACAUUUUAACGAUCAUUUUAAGUAGACAUAUUAUAUGAUAUAUUGUAUGAUAUAACGUAAAUAAAUCAGAAAAAAAAUUGUAUUUCUAUAACAAUUCUACCAUAAUUUAUUUUCUUUAAAUAUCUUACUUUUAAUGCAUAUAUGUAAAACGUAAACGUUAAAUAAAGCUUAAUACAACGGUACAUAUAUAUAUAAGUCGAUGUAGAGAAGUUUCAUCUCCGAAAUUCAAAGUGGUAAAUCGCUUGAAUCACUGUUUCGAUAUUUUCCGGUAACAAGGAAUAAACGAAGCUAGGUUAUUUCACGAUUUCUCAGGUUAUGAAUAAUCACCGUUACGAAUAGUCCACGAUUAUUUACUAUAAAGAUAUCUCGAAGUAGAUAAUCGAAGCGAAGAAACUUGUACGUAAAAGUAUCGUGAACUAAUAAUAAUGAGUCUGAUUUAAAAAGCGUCAUAUGCAACCACCGUGCGACACCGGCCAUCAUCAAAUGGCGGCAGAGGAAUAAACGAAGUUCCCGUAGCUGUUGGACCGGCGGCGUGAACGUAAUCACGGCGUUCGUGGCCUCGCAGCGACUCGACCAAUCACGUCGAAACGCUAGGUCACGUGGAUGGUCGGACCAAUCAGGUGAACGGUCUAACGUCACGGUAACCAUACGGAGCCAGUCGGACAUUUUCUGACAAGCGUAGAAAAACUUCUCGUCAACAGCAGCCGCCAUUUUACGUUAGCCGAUACUCGUGCAGUGCGGAACUCUCGCGAUCGCUUUUCCCGAGCGAAUUUCUGUGGCGCGCGGUGGCCGCCCCGGAGCCGACUCAUUUCAUCGUCCUCGCUUCCUGGCGUCCGUGAUUGCCUCGAAUGUGCGAGGAAAGCGAGCCGCGUCCGCGGUGAUCGUUCGCGCGCCCCGUGUCGCAGUGUGCCAAGGCGAGAGAAGAGGAGAGGAAGAUGGUGCCAGCGGGCCUCGAGAGCGAUAUCGUUGCUGCGAGAUAGCGCCGUGCGCGCAGCCAGUCCGCCACACUCGAGUGUUUGACGAGUCGUGUGCGAUACGACUACUAAACGAAUUAAAACGCGAGGAGCUUGUUCCUGUAGUGUGUGCAUUUAAUACCACAGUGGUGAUCCUCGCGAUUAGUAAUACUCGAUAGUCCUGGUAACUUCUCGGUCUGUCCCGUGGCUCGUGCGAGUGGCCCGUGCGCCUGUCGACAAAAUUUACUGUGUGUGCGUGUGUGGGCUUUAGCGCGGGGUUCGACGUACCCCCCGACGAUGCCCAAUGGUUGAUCGUGUAACGAAGCGUGCUCGGGGACGCUCUACGCGCCGCGGUUCUCAUUGUUAUUGUCAUGCCUGCGAAUACGCUGAGAGUUUGGUGAAUUUUCGCGGCUUUGCCAAUGAGAAGAAAGAAGUAGCAGCAACAGUGACCAGCAUCAGCAUCACCAACAGCGGUCUUCUAGUGGCGUAGUGCAGCGUUUUGCUCACUCGUGUGUGUUACACCGUGUAUACGUUCCUGCGUGCGUGCGUGCUGCCUGUCUGCCUGCUGCCUGCCUGCCUGCCUGCCUGCGUGCGUGCGUGCGUGCGGUCGACUCGACGACUCGACGACUUGCUGCCGCCGCCGCCGCCGCUGCUUACUUCCUACCGAGAGUAAACAGCCCUGAAAGAAGAAAUAAUUAACCCUGAAAAGAAACCAUGGCCGACCACCUGGUGGACGGCCCGCCGAACAAGCGGCCGAAGCUCGGAGAUCCUUUUCAAGGGACUUCGGAUUCCGCGGUGGGUAUGGCGCCUCUAAUGAUGCACCAUGCUUAUACAAACUACGGGGGAGGUGGCAGUGGUAACAUGCAACAAAUGCAGGGCCCGCCACAACAGCUACAUCUGCAACAGCAUCAGCUGCAGCCACAUUGGAACAACCAUACCGUCCAGAAAAGAAAUUACAUAACAAACACAGAUAUGUUUGAUCUUGAGAAUGAUCUACCUGACGAUCUAUUGUCAUCGGGGUCCUGGGGUUCUGCAACAGAAAGUGCUAAACCCCCUGCAACAGGCCCAGGUCCAGGGCAGCAAAACGGUGCUCUUGACUCGGAACUUCGACAACAUGUACAGCAACAGCAGCAACAACUUUCUCAUCACCUAAUACAGCAACAAGGAAACAAGAAUUUGGUGGCUAAUUCUUUAGUAAUGGCUGCUGGAACCUUGGGUAACAAAAGUCCAAAUAUGCAAUCCCCACCAAACGUUUCUGUCUCUAAAGUAGUUGAUCCACAAAUGGUCGUGAGUCUGGGAAAUUUACCAAGUAGCAUAGCCAGUUCUUUGGCAAACAAUCAAAUGUCUAUUGCAAAUUCUAUGGGAGGCCUUCAAUCGUCGAUGAGCAUGGCUGGAAGUAAUCCUACCAUGUCGAUGCCAGGUGGAAUGAAUUCUGGUCUAGUUAUGACCAGCACUGCUAGUGGAAAUAAUAAUAUGGGCGGAAUGGCCGGUGGAAGUUUAAUUGUAACCAACAGUUUGAAUAAACAGCCUUUGAAUACUGUAACCAUGAUGGGCCCCAAUACUCAAGGAAUUCAUCAUCCUACCGGACCACACGGUGUUGCUCAAAUGCAAAAUGGACCUGGAAUAAUGAACACUAGAGCUGUAGCGCUGCAACAACAACAACAAGCACAUAUGGUUGGUGCAGCAAGAGGUCAAAGUCCACAUCAACAAGUACAUCAAGUUGGUAUUGUUGGUCCAGGCCAAGGAGGUCCGCGAAUGCAGGCUCCUCCAAACAUGGCCAAUAUGCAAAAUAUGGGACAAAUUGGUGCAUCCAGUCCUUAUGCUUAUGCAUCUCCAGCUAGUGGACCAGGACCUGGUGUUACUGUAUGCACUAAUAGUCCCGCUGGAGUCGUUGCACCUCAACAAAAAGGAGUAGGAACAAACAUGACAGCCAUGCAAGCUGCUGGUAGAUUUGGUGGAACUGCAGGACCUAUUGGUUCGGCUACCGUUGUGGGCGGUCCAGAAGGUGGUAUGUCGCAACAAGCUCAACCUCCUGCUCAGAGUCCAGCUCAAUCUCAAUCCGUUGCGCCAAGUGGAGUACAAUCUGGUCCACAGCAAGCUACUCAGGGCCAAAUAUCCAAUGCCGGUGCUCCUGCUGGUGCUACAAAAUCAACCGCUGAUCCAGAAAAACGUAAACUUAUUCAACAGCAAUUAGUUCUUCUGCUUCAUGCGCAUAAAUGUCAACGGCGCGAAAGUCAGGCAAAUGGUGACGCUUGGCAAUGUACUUUGCCAGAUUGUAAGACAAUGAAGAACGUGUUGAACCAUAUGACUGCUUGUCAAGCAGGGAAAAAUUGUACGGUGCCACAUUGUAGCUCUUCGAGGCAAAUUAUUAGUCAUUGGAAACAUUGUAACCGCAACGAUUGUCCUGUAUGCUUACCCUUAAAACAAGCAAAUAAGAAUAAAACUACGAAUGCUGCAGCAGCAUCUACGUCGCAACCAAAUAGUCAACCAAAUCCAACUGCAACUGAGAUGAGAAGAGCAUACGAUGCUUUGGGUAUUCAAUGUCCUACAACAACACCUGGUUUAGUACCUGGUCAGUGUGUUACUAGAAGAAUACCAGCACCAGGUAUGCAAGGAGCGACCGGAACAAUGGGAAAUGUCAGGUUAACUCAACCUCAAACUCAAACUGCUCCGGGUCAAUCCGUGGUUGGUGCUGGACAGCAAGUAGUCGCACCAAAUGUAUCUCUUCCUUUAAAUUCUGAUCCUAAUACCGUCGGGGUAACUGGUAAUCAGGCUGCGUCCACCAGUGGAGCCACGCCUGCUGCAGCAGCGGCUGCUGUAAAUUUACAGCAAUCGGUUAAUGUGCACCAGUUAUUUGGUUUAAACGAUUCGGGACAACUGAAUGUUGCAGCUGAAAACAGGUUAGCUAGUCCCCAACUUCCUGUUGGAGCUCAGCAAAGUCAAGUAACUGCAACACCGAUACAGGGAUCGAAGGAGUGGCAUCAAUCCGUAACUCCAGAUCUUCGAAAUCAUCUUGUGCAUAAAUUGGUUCAAGCAAUAUUUCCAACUCCUGAUCCAAACGCCAUGCUUGAUAAAAGAAUGCACAAUUUAGUUGCGUAUGCAAGGAAAGUUGAAGGCGAUAUGUACGAAAUGGCUAAUUCGAGAUCAGAGUAUUACCAUUUACUUGCCGAAAAAAUAUAUAAGAUUCAAAAGGAAUUGGAGGAAAAACGACAAAAGCGAAAAGAACAACAGCAACAGCAAUUGCAAGCCCAACAGCAACCUCAACCUGGAUCAUCGGGAGCAGCUGGCCCGGGUUUGAGGCCAUGUGCUCCACCGGGUGUCGGAACAGUUCCACCGUCACGACCGGUUGGAACGGUUACUCCUAGCCUACGUAGUCAUUCGCCCGGCAUGGGUCAACUUGGAACUUUACCUGCAAUGGGCAUUCCGCACAAUAGAAUGCAAUUUUCUCAGCAACAAGCACAACAACAACAAGUGCAGGUGCAAGCCCAAACCAAAGUUCAAGCUCAGGCCCAGGCGCAAGUUCAGCAACAAAUGCAACAACAACAGCAAGGAAUUUUAGUUGGUCCACCGGGUCCUAGUCCAAACGGACAGUCAACUUCUAACCCUAACGUUGUUUCAAAUCCUGGUCUUAGUCCAUUCGGACAACCUCAAAUGUCACAAGCAAAUUUAACAACUACUACCACAUCCGCAACAACUAGUCAAUUUCCAACCUCAAAUGGCACUUCCGGUUUACCUAACAGUUCUCCUGUACAGAAUCAACAUCAGUUUCCUGAUCUUAUGAAAGUUAGACUGGCGCAAGCUCAAGCAGCGCAAGCAGCCAUUGCGCAUCAGCAUCAACAACAACAACAACAGCAGCAGCAGCAGCAACAACAACAACAACAGCAGCAGCAACAGCAACAACAACAACAGCCACCGCAAUCGCAAGCACAGCAACAACAAAGUCAGUCACAACCACAGCAACCAACGAGCACUUCGAAUCAAAGCUCUACGACGACGUCGAUGCCUCAAGCACCGUCACCGUUCAGUGGUAUGCAGCAACAAAAUAAUCAACAAAAUCAGCAAUUCAACAAUAAUCGGCCUUUAUCCGUUUCAACACCUAACGAUAGUGGUAUCGGCGCGUCAACUCCUCAAACGAUACCACCUCCCGCGUCUAGCGGGCCUAGUCCCGGUCCAGCGACGACGACGAACGGACCUCAAUCUACAACUUCCACACCUAAUACACCGUUAGUUCCUUCAAUGAUGACUCCAAAUCAGACAGUUUCUUCCGCUAAUCAAACUCCGCCUCAUCCUGGUACCACACCAUCCCCUGCUGGUCUCGCAAGUCUUGGGAAAGGCAUGACAUCUCAAGAGAGGGCUGCGCUAAAUGCUCCAAGAGCUUCAUCUAUGUCUUCGCAAAUGGCCGCUAUCACAGCUGCUUUAGAUCGUGAUAAUUCUCCUAGUCCACCAAUGAAUAACAAUAAGGGAAAGCUGGAUUCUAUUAAGGAGGAGAGUAUGAAAAUGGAAAUCAAGACAGAGGAUGGUUCCGAUAAUCAUAGAAUGGAUGGUGGUAAAAGUGUAAACAACGAGAUGUCUAUCAAAACCGAAAUCAAAACGGAACCUAUGGAGGAAGGAUCUGGCGAGGGCAUCGUGAAGGAAGAAUCUUCCGGUAUCAAGGAAGAGCCUGUGACACCGAUGUCUGGACAAGAUACGGCGACACCGGACAUCAAACCAUUAGUUCCUGAGCCGAUACAGUCGAGCGGUACAUCGACGGACAAGAAACGGUUGUGUUUGUUCAAACCGGACGAAUUGCGUCAAGCAUUAAUGCCAACCUUGGAGAAACUUUACCGUCAAGAUCCGGAUUCUAUACCGUUUAGACAACCGGUUGAUCCGCAAGCAUUGGGAAUUCCAGACUACUUUGACAUCGUCAAAAAACCUAUGGAUCUUUCGACGAUCAAACGAAAGUUGGAUACGGGGCAAUACAGUGAUCCAUGGGAAUAUGUGGACGACGUGUGGAUGAUGUUUGACAACGCAUGGCUUUACAAUCGUAAAACUUCACGCGUUUACAGAUAUUGCACAAAGCUUUCGGAAGUUUUCGAACAAGAGAUAGAUCCUGUAAUGCAGGCCUUAGGCUACUGUUGCGGAAGAAAGUACACGUUCAAUCCACAAGUUUUGUGUUGUUAUGGGAAACAGCUCUGUACGAUACCAAGAGAUGCAAAGUACUACUCCUACCAGAAUAGUUUAAAGGCAUAUGGUCUUGUUUCCGACAGAUACACCUUCUGUCAGAAAUGUUUCAACGACAUUCCUGGUGACACUGUGACGUUAGGAGACGAUCCAACCCAACCUCAGACUGCCAUAAAAAAGGAGCAGUUCCAGGAAAUGAAGAAUGAUCAUUUAGAAUUGGAGCCUUUUGUUGUGUGUACAGAUUGCGGCAGAAAAGUGCAUCAAAUCUGUGUGCUUCACAUGGAAUCAAUUUGGCCGCUAGGGUUUACUUGUGAUAAUUGUUUGAAGAAGAAGGGACAGAAACGCAAAGAAAACAAGUUUAAUGCUAAACGUUUACCGAUUACAAAAUUGGGCACUUACAUCGAAACGCGAGUGAACAAUUUCCUAAAGAAGAAAGAAGCUGGUGCUGGCGAAGUUGCGAUUAGAGUCGUAGCAUCGAGCGAUAAAGUGGUCGAAGUGAAGCCUGGAAUGAGAAGUAGAUUUGUAGAAAACGGUGAUAUGCCUGGCGAAUUUCCGUACAGGGCGAAAGCAUUGUUUGCAUUUGAAGAGGUUGACGGCACAGACGUAUGUUUUUUCGGCAUGCAUGUGCAAGAAUAUGGCAGUGAAUGUACGCCACCUAAUACCAGAAGGGUCUAUAUCGCGUACUUGGAUUCCGUACAUUUUUUCCGGCCUAGACAAUUCCGAACAGCAGUCUAUCAUGAAAUACUUCUUGGGUACUUAGAUUACGCGAAACAACUUGGAUACACGAUGGCUCACAUUUGGGCCUGUCCGCCUUCUGAAGGAGAUGAUUAUAUCUUUCACUGCCAUCCCCAAGAACAAAAGAUUCCAAAACCUAAGAGAUUACAGGAAUGGUAUAAAAAAAUGUUGGACAAAGGCAUGGUAGAAAGGAUCGUACUCGAUUAUAAAGAUAUUUUAAAACAAGCAAUGGAGGACAAACUUUCAUCAGCCGCGGAUUUACCGUAUUUUGAAGGUGACUUUUGGCCAAAUGUUUUAGAAGAAAGUAUCAAGGAAUUAGAUCAAGAAGAAGAAGAAAAACGUAAACAGGCUGAAGCUGCUGAAGCCGCAGCCGCAAAUGCGAUUUUCUCGUUAUCUGAAGAUUCUGAAACGGGUCCAGAUGGAAAGAAGAAGGGACAGAAAAAGGCCAAAAAGUCUAAUAAAUCCAAAGCGAAUCAAAGAAAAAACAGUAAAAAAUCUAAUACUCCUCAAACAGGAAAUGAUCUCUCUGCAAAAAUUUUUGCGACGAUGGAGAAACAUAAGGAAGUAUUCUUUGUUAUUAGGUUGCAUAGCGCUCAAAGUGCAGCCAGUUUAGCACCGAUUCAGGAUCCUGAUCCAGUCAUUAAUUGUGAUCUUAUGGAUGGCCGCGAUGCUUUUCUUACAAUGGCUAGAGAAAGACAUUAUGAAUUUUCUUCUUUAAGACGCGCGAAAUUCAGUUCCAUGUCCAUGUUGUACGAAUUGCACAAUCAAGGCCAAGAUAAAUUUGUUUAUACGUGUAAUAACUGUAAGAGUCAUGUAGAAACAAGAUAUCACUGUACGGUUUGUGAUGACUUUGACUUGUGUAUAAGUUGUAAAGAGAAAGAUGGUCAUCCUCAUCAUAUGGAGAAACUUGGUUUAGAUUUAGAUGAUGGUUCAUCGCCGGCCGAUGCAAAACAAGCAAAUCCACAGGAGGCUCGUAAACUUUCGAUACAAAGAUGUAUUCAAUCGUUGGUACACGCGUGCCAAUGCAGAGAUGCUAAUUGUCGUCUGCCCAGCUGUCAAAAGAUGAAGAGAGUUGUAACGCAUACAAAGAUUUGCAAGAGAAAGACGAAUGGUGGAUGUCCAAUCUGUAAACAAUUGAUAGCGCUAUGCUGUUACCAUGCUAAACACUGCCAAGAGACUAAAUGUCUUGUUCCAUUCUGUUCGAACAUCAAACACAAGUUGAAGCAGCAACAGCUUCAACAACGGUUACAGCAAGCGCAAUUGUUGAGAAGAAGAAUGGCUGUGAUGAAUACGAGACCAACAGGUCCUGUUGGAGCGAUGCAAACUGGGCAGCAAACAUCGAAUGUUACUAUGCCGACUGGUGUUGCCAUGAAACCAGGAGUCAGCCCUACCAAUUUACCUUCGCCGCAUCAGCCUGGAAUAGGGUUAAAACCUGGCACGCAAACACCACCCGCCCAUGUCCUCCAGGUUGUUAAACAGGUACAAGAAGAAGCUGCGAGGCAGCAAGCGCCGCACGUGGGUUAUGGUAAAGUAACCCCAGGCGGAGGAGUUGGAGUCGGAGUUGGCGUAGGAGGACAGACGGGUGGAGUGAUGCCACCCCCCCAAAUGCAGCGGCCAAUGCCCGUCCAAAUGCCUAAUCCCGGUGGUACUCAUCUCAUUCCAAUGGACCAGUGGACGCCAAGCAGGUAUCAACCUAAUGCGGUGAUGCAGCAGAAUCCUGGUUUAAGGCAACAAACGCCGCAGCAAUUAAUGCAACAACAACAGCAACAUCAGGGACAGCCAGGGAUGGCAAUGGGAGGACAAAUGCCGAGGCAACCAGGAGUCAUCGGUGGUCCGGUCAGUCAAGUUGGACCACAGGCUCAAAACAACAUGCACAAGCACGUAUUGCAGCAGCUUAUGCAGACUCUCAAGAAUCCCCAUACUCCCGAGCAACAAAACCAAAUACUUCAAAUACUCAAAAGCAAUCCACCGAUAAUGGCCGCCUUCAUCAAGCAGCGGCAACAAAGUGGGCAGUAUGGCGGUGGAGUUGGACCUUUGGGUCCUAGUCAGCCGCAACAACAACCUGGUUUGCAGCAUAUGAUGUCUCAACAGCAACAGCAGCAACAACAACACCAGCAGCAGCAACAACAACAACAGCAACAUCAGCAGCAGCAACAACAGCAAGGUAGAAUGCAAAUACAAGCGAUGCUGAAUCAGCAUCAACAGCAACAACAACAACAGCAGCAGCAGCAGCAACAGCAGCCUGUUCAGCAGCAACCGCAAUGGUACAAGCAACAAAUGUUGGUGAUGCAGAGACAGCAGGCUCAGCAACAACAGCAGCAGCAACAGCAGCAGCAACAACAACAGCAGCAGCAACCGUUCACGCAACCACCGGCGCCUCCUUAUGGUCAACAGCGACCAAUAAGGCCGUCCCUUCUCGGUAAGAGUCAUUUGAUUCCCGACAAAACGAGAUUCGUCGAGCCGCUUGGUUCGUGGUCUAACGUUUGCCACGAUUCCGCGUAUUCUUCCUCAGGUUACGGUGGCUUUAGUGAACAAGGCUACGGUCAACCCGGUUUAAAACCAACUCCACCUCCGAUACCUUCUCCGCAAGGUGUGAUGGGACCUCCAGGGAUCUCUGUACAGCAACAGCUCAUGCAGUCCGUUCGAUCUCCGCCACCUAUUCGAUCUCCUCAACCAAAUCCUUCUCCGCGACCGGUUCCAUCCCCGCGCAAUCAACCAGUUCCUUCGCCUCGAUCAGGACCGGUGCCAUCACCUCAUCAUCAUCCACCUCACGGUACGCCGACCCAUUCACCGGCUCAUGAACUCGGUGGGCCAAGCGAAAUGAUGCUCUCGCAGUUGAACGGUGGCACUGGCGCGCCAACGGGACACCCGGGGGCCAUGCCUCAUCAUCCGUCUCCAGCACCACCGCCUACUAGUGGCACGGACUCCAGUGAAGUGACACCCAUGACGCCACAAGACCAACUCUCGAAAUUUGUCGAAGGAUUGUAGUGACUGUUAGUGAAGUCGGUCGAAACAAGUGACUACGUUAAUGGGCGGUCGACGAUGGUCUCGCAUCGUGCGUCAAUCGUUUGAAGGACGGUCCGCUGUUCCAGCUCUCUGUCAUGAGGCAGAGGGCGUAACCUCCAUCCGUUCUGCGUUCCUAGCUUCGUGGAGAUCAGGUACAACUACUUACGUCCGGUGCACUGGCACGCCAAGUGCUGCUGAUACUGAACCACGACGACGAGUCAAGGAGUACCAGCGAUCAAAUUAAUCCGGAUGACGCGUGUUCCCUAUUUCUAUCUACGAGUUAAGGUGCAGGAGCGAUACAGCGUGAUGUGGUGCUGCUUCAGAGAUGCUCCGGAAAGAUGCUACCAACUGGCACAAAUGGACGCUUUGAACUUCUUACGUUACUCUGUACUGUCGUAUCUCAAUCUCGGCUCCCUCCCCCAAUCGAGAACCGGUGGAACUAAUGUGGAUUAAUGUGCCCUCGCCUGAAAAAUCACACGCAUACACAUGACAGACAGACAGAACACACAUCAUAAUUCCCUACCUUACCAUUUUGCUACCCCCCCCCCCCCCCCCCCCCCCCCCUUUCACACACACGAUCUUUUUCAUCUUUACCACCUUCCCUCCGCUGCUGCUCGUGCAGGCUGAGUGAAAUCGUACAAAUGUGUUGUGUAUACUUAACGUUAAUUAAUAAUUAAUAGUUCAAAUACUAUUAGCGUAGCGAUUAUAUGCAGUUAUUAUAUACCACUAUUAUUAUUAUCGUGACGAGAUGCAAAGUAUAUAACAAAAAGAAAAAAAUAAGGACUGUGUAUGAAAUGGGAAGAUAUAAAAAAAAAAAUAACGAAAGAAUACCGACAACAUUGUAUGUAAGGAAGGGAGAACAGAAAUUUAGUGGAAAAGUUAAGUAAUGUUAACUUAGGAUAAUUUGUUAUUAAGUGAUCGCUACGACUGCCGAAGGUUGUACCUUUAAGCGGCAUUAAAUUUUAUGGAUCAUUCUGAAAUUAAUCCUCGGAUAAUCUGCUGGAUGCGAGUCGUCCUCGAUGAGGGAGAGAACAAAAAAAUGAGGACGAUUUUCUCCUCUUGACAGGACAGGCGAGACAACGCGGAUUAACGGUGUCGCAACCAAAAAGUAGAAAUUCACGACAAGCUGCUAUUUGCUAGUAUGGGAGGAUUUAUAUGAAUCGUGUUAAUUUUUGAAGAGAAAAAAAAUAGCUUUUCAAACACGGGGGUCCGAUAUGUACAGUUCAAUCAAAAUGUAGCUACGAAGCGUAACCGAAUCAGGAUCCCCGUACGAAAAAGCGUUCUGUACAUACUAUACUAUUAUUACGAUAAUAAUAACGAUUAUUAUUAA